CUCAUGAGGAUUCAUCCAGCAAAGUCCAAAUGAACCCUAAAGAUCCUAAUGCUAGACGUCAAUAUUAUAAAGAUACAUCCAGCAAAAUCAAAACAAGUGCAGAAGAUCAUACUGAAAAGGAUCAAUCUCAAGAGGAUUCAUCCAGAAAACUCAUAAUGAAUAUGAAAAAUCCUAAUGCCAGACGUUACUUUAAUGAGGAUUCAGCCGGCAAAGACAAAACUGGUUCUGAAGAUCAUAUUGAAAAUGGUCAAUCUCAUGAGGAUUCAUCCAGGAAAAUCCAGAUGAACGCUAAAGAUCCUAAUGCCAGACGUCAAUAUCAAAAUGAUUCAUCUGGAAAGGACAAAACAAACACUGCUGGUCACACUUACAGUAGUGAGUCUGCAAAACUCAACAACCCAGCUGAAAAACCCAACAACCCAACUCCAAAACCCAACAACCCAGCUGGAAAACCCAACAACCCAGCUGAAAAACCCAACAACCCAACUCCAAAACCCAACAACCCAGCUGGAAAACCCAACAACCCAGCUGAAAAACCCAACAACCCAACUCCAAAACCCAACAACCCAGCUGGAAAACCCAACAACCCAGCUGAAAAACCCAACAACCCAACUCAGAAACCCAACAACCCAACUCAGAAACCCAACAACCCAAAUCCGAAACCCAACAACCCAACUCCAAAACCCAAGGCACCUAUCCCUCAGACAGCUGCUGCAAAGAAGAAAGGAAACGCAAAAGCAGAUGCAUAA
This is a messenger RNA of Paramisgurnus dabryanus, 746 nucleotides long. The record is from RefSeq and is a predicted model, not a curated record. NCBI's taxonomy places the organism in Eukaryota, Metazoa, Chordata, Actinopteri, Cypriniformes, Cobitidae.